AUGGCAGGCCGGAAGAAGAAGGGGAAAGCACCUCAGCCUCAAGUAGAGGAGAGAAACCAGAGUAUAAAGGAGUUAGCGAGAUUUGGGGAUGAACUUCAAGAUUCAUCUGUUAAUAGCAAGGAAGCAGUUAAAGAGAUUUCCAAUUUGACUACACCAGCAGAAGUAAAGGGUUCUCACAUGCGUCAAUCCCCCAGUGUUGGGCAUAGCAGUGGAAAGAGGCAAGACGAAAUUGAGCUACUUGGGCGAGAUCUAACUGCUAAGCGCCAACUGCAAUGGUCAGAAAUGAUAGAACGAGAAGAGAAGCAAGGAGUGUGGGCUAAGAAUGAUACCAGUAAAUUCAAAGCACCCUCAGGAAAAUUGCAGUUCAUACCGCCAAAGGAGGUGGCAGGUCAGAACAUUGUUCAGAUGCAGAUGGAGGAUGUUAAAACUAAAGCGGAGUACUGGGAAUCUUCCAUUGCAUGUUUUGUACUGGGUGCUCAUCCACCAAUAGGUGUUAUGGAGAGAUAUUUCCAGAAGCUCUGGGGAAACCUAGGCAUUGAUAAGCCCUUAAUUGUGAAAGCUUCGGAUGUAGAAAAAGGGAUCAAUUAUAAUGAUGUUGAGUAUGUUCCCAUAUGGAUAUGUUUAUAUGGCUUGGAAGUUAAAUUCUGGAAUCUUAAUUCUCUAAGUAGAUUGGUAAGUGCAAUUGGAACUCCAAUUUUAGCAGAUGAUUAUACUGUUAGAAAGGAGAGAGUUCAGUUUGCUAGGAUACUGGUUGAAAUGAAAAUAGCAGCUAAUGUACCUGAUAAACUGGUCUUUGAGGAUGAGAAAGGGAAUGUGAAGGAUGAAGGACGAAGCAACGCUGCCAAGACUAUAGCAACUGAUGACAACCAGAGGAAUCCAAUAUUGAGAAGAAAAGAUCAAUCCCCAGGAGGGAAGCCUGUAGUGCUUCAGGACUUUGAAUGUGGUUUACGGGAUCUAACCCAGAAAGGGAAGAUGUUCACAUGGUGCAACCAAAGAGUAGGAACUAAAAGGAUAUACGCUAAAUUAGACAGAGCACUAGUCAAUUGGAUUAACCAAUAUGCAGAUUCUAUAGCAACAUUAUUGAUGGAAGGAGUAUCGGAUCACUCACCACCUGAGGUCCAGUUCAAGGUAGAAAUGCAGAAGAGGAGUGCUUUUAGAUUUUUUAACAUGUGGUGUCUAUCCACUGAAUUUCAUAGAACAGUGGAAAGGAGUUGGGCAGAAAACGUUGAAGGCACUUACAUUGUGGAGAAAGCAAACAGAGAAGAGAUGCAACUGGAAGUGUUACAACAAAAUCUCAGCCUCGAUCCCGGUGACGUUGAUUUGCAGAAAAGGAAAAAAAUAUUGUUAGCUUGGAGGAGGCGUGGCAACGGAGGGGACGGAGCGGCAAAGACAGCAGUUGAGGUGGUGAACACUGAAAACAUAGAGGUUAACGAGGCAGAUGCAGCAAGCGUUGGCAGUGGGGGAGGUGGAUCAGAUGGCCGGAGAGAGGGAACAAUGGAAAUCAGUAGAACUGAGAACUCUGAAGAGUUGAGAUCAUCAAGCUCUGACGAUGAUUUGGUUGAAGCAGAAGGUCACAAUAAUGGAGGAGAUCACGGUGGUAGGGAUCACGUAGAUGGAAUGGAAACGAAGAAGAAAAGAAAUACCACAGACAAUUUAUCCGAGAAAUAA
Molecule: messenger RNA, 1668 nt
Organism: Oldenlandia corymbosa var. corymbosa
Lineage: Eukaryota; Viridiplantae; Streptophyta; Magnoliopsida; Gentianales; Rubiaceae
Source: the annotation of a GenBank genome assembly